Messenger RNA from Mytilus californianus (California mussel), 956 nucleotides. Its product is annotated as calcium load-activated calcium channel-like. Gene Ontology annotation, biological process: endoplasmic reticulum calcium ion homeostasis. The transcript is spliced from 7 exons. The record is from RefSeq and is a predicted model, not a curated record. The coding region runs from base 40 to 588 and encodes 182 amino acids. Gene Ontology annotation, molecular function: calcium channel activity. Lineage: Eukaryota; Metazoa; Mollusca; Bivalvia; Mytilida; Mytilidae. Gene Ontology annotation, cellular component: cytoplasm; endoplasmic reticulum; endoplasmic reticulum membrane.
ACCGGAAGUUAAUAAAUCUUACAGCCGGUGCCAACGAAAAUGUUGUCAGAUUGUCUUCUAAUUGUGUUUAUAUCAAUUUGUACUGCUUUACUUGGAGAAGGACUAACAUGGGUAUUGGUAUACAGAACAGAGAAGUACAAAAAACUGAAGGCAGAAGUAGAAAAACAGAGUAAAAAGUUGGAAAAGAAAAAGGAAAGUGGAGAAUCAACAGACAGAAAUCAGAAGAAAAAGAUUGAGAGACAAGAAGAGAAGUUGAAAAAUAACAACAGAGAUCUAUCUUUUGUAAAAAUGAAAUCUAUGUUUGCAAUAGGUUUUGCAUUCACAGCUCUUCUAAGCAUGUUUAACUCUAUAUUUGAUGGCAGAGUUGUAGCCAAGCUGCCAUUUACACCAAUUUCAUUACUUCAGGGUAUUUCCCAUCGGAACCUGGGAGGAGAUGAUUACACACAUUGCUCAUUUAUUUUCCUCUAUAUACUGUGUACAAUGUCUAUAAGACAGAAUAUACAGAAAAUCCUUGGUUUGUCACCAUCUCGUGCAGCUAGCAAGCAAGGAGGAGGACUUUUUUCACCACCAACUCAACUGACGAAGUGAUCUGUAAAGAUUUAUAGAAAUUAUAAAUAUAAUGAUACAAAAUAUGAACUGUAUUUAGCUAGUUUAAACAAAAUAGUACUGUUGAAGAUCCAUCUGGCUUAUUGCCAAUUUAUCAACAUGUAAUUGGCCCUAAUGUUUUUGGGCAGUUUUAAGAGAUGUACAUAAAUCAAUUUUAUUUUGUUUUCAUAUUCAGAUCAUAUUUCAAAUGUAAAUAUACCACAAUGAGAAAUUACCAUCCAGGAUUGUUUUAAAAUUUAUCAUCAGUAAUAUUCACACGAGACCUUUGCAGCAAGUCAUUUAUAUUGAAUCCAUUGACAGGAAAUAAAAAUUGUUUUAAAAAAAACAAUGAAAAUAAAUUUUAAUGUGUA